Bombina bombina (fire-bellied toad) is the source of this 1587-nucleotide messenger RNA. RefSeq lists its product as uncharacterized. Bases 1 to 1515 code for a protein of 504 amino acids. NCBI's taxonomy places the organism in Eukaryota, Metazoa, Chordata, Amphibia, Anura, Bombinatoridae. The record is from RefSeq and is a predicted model, not a curated record. The transcript is spliced from 5 exons.
AUGGAGUGGACAAACCGGUUCACCCGUUCUUUGGACUAUUGGUUCACCGGCUGCCAAGUAACCACCCUGGCCGAAGCCACCCAGCUCAUUCUUCUCGAGCACUUCUAUGAACUCUCCCCGCCAGAGGUAAAAGAGUGGGUCAGGGAUUGGAAGCCCGAGACAGCCGACCAAGCUGCCGUCCUGACCGAUCAGUUCCUGGAUGCUCGUAGUCAGGUACGACUUGAGCCUCGCCUGGAUCAACCACGGCAGCCGGACCAGCAUACACGGACGGCGGCCAUACUGCAGGAGGGCAUACAGCACAGAACGGGCUCCAAAUUUCUACAGGAGAGCCAGCGCAGGGAGUGCAGUCGGCAGAGGCUUCAACAGCAAUCCUUUGAGAUUCCGGAGGAUUCAAAAAAGGAUGUGGCCAAAAAGGAAGAAGAUGAAAGAAAAAAACGUUAUAGGAAAUUACCAAAGACACUCACAAAUUGGUUCCAGGCCUUUGUGAUCUAUGCAAGCGUUUUUUCUGGUAGGUUCCCGGAGCAAGGUGGUUCCUUGUUCUGCUACCUGGAUGAGAUUGCGGCUGCUCAGAGAACAUACGGUGGUAUGGCCUGGUGGUCCUAUGAUGAACAGUUUUGGCAACGGCUGUCUGUUAAGCCGGAGAUGAAGGUUGAUUUAUUAACUGAUGGUCUCAAUUCCCUUAAAACAGAGAAUGAGACUAUAAAAGCUUAUAUUAGGGAUGUGGUUGACAAAAGAAUUUCUGGCUCUGAGCCCCAAGUUAGUCCCCCAGAAAAAUUCCAUGGGGAUAGAUCCCAGUAUAGAGAAUUCAAAAACGCAUGCUUGCUUAUGUUUGCAUUAAAACCUCAUACCUAUCCUACUGAUAGGGUGAGGGUUCUUACUACGAUAUCAUACUUAAGGGGUGAACCCCGUACUUGGGCGAAUACAUUCUUUGAGAACAAUGAAGAAAUCUUAAACUCAUUAGAGAAUUUUUUCACUGCUAUGGGUCAGCUGUAUGAGGACCCAUACAAACAGCUUACUGCAGAAACAGCCAUGAGAGGUUUGAGACAGAAAAAGAGGGUUGUAGAAGACUACAUCACCGAAUUCAAGAAAUGGGCAAAAGAUUCACAGUGGAACAACUUAUCAUUGCGGAACCAGUUUAGAUUGGGUUUGUCUGACCCUAUUAAAGAUGAACUUUCACGAAUAGAUCUACCUUCUACACUAGAAGAUUUGAUGACCCUGUCCAUCACCAUAGAUAGACGCCUCCGGGAAAGGCAGCAAGAGAGGUCUUCACAUGAUUUCUCUUACAAAAAACAAGUUACUACCUCACAUACUACUUCCUCUACUAAAAUCUUGGCUGAACCUAUGGAUAUAGGAUUCGUAAAAGGUCCUCUUUCUCCCCAAGAGAAACUCAGACGACGCAACUUAAAUCUCUGCCUAUAUUGUGCUUCUGACGAUCACACAGUAAAAGAUUGUCCAUCCCUUCUCAGACAGAACAAGGUGGGAACAACAGCGGGCCAGCGCAUCCGCGAUAGUUGAUUCUGGAGCCACUGCUUCAUACAUAGAUAAGGAGUAUGUCACUGUAAAUAAAAUACCGCUAACCCAGAAAAA